Molecule: messenger RNA, 1242 nt
Organism: Pectinophora gossypiella (pink bollworm)
Lineage: Eukaryota; Metazoa; Arthropoda; Insecta; Lepidoptera; Gelechiidae
Product: odorant receptor 4-like
Exons: 9
Coding region: 1-1242 (413 amino acids)
Biological process (GO): detection of chemical stimulus involved in sensory perception of smell; sensory perception of smell
Cellular component (GO): plasma membrane
Molecular function (GO): olfactory receptor activity; odorant binding
Source: RefSeq, a predicted model, not a curated record
AUGUUAGAAGAUGUGAAUACGAGUCGGCGCGAAGUGUACGAAACCUUGAAAUUGUGCAAUUUCUGUUCCCGUUGCAUAGGCAUAUCUUUCAUAGAUGACCCACCGCGUACCUUUAUGGGUAAAUUGAAGAUUACUGCGUUGUAUAUCUUCUCCAUCAGCGCCUUGGUCGGGCUGAUAGCAGGCGAGUUCACAUACGUUCUCAGCUUACUCGUUGGAUCAACUUCGGUAGCGGAAUUUGUUGCCAGCUUACAUAUCGUUGGAUAUGGCAUCAUGGGCUUAUGCAAAUGCUUGAUACUUUGGCUCAAGCGGCCUGUGUUUAGGCAGGUGGUAAACGAGCUGGUUAAGCUGUGGCCAGUGAACGUCGAGGAUGAAGAAGGCGCAGCUCUCAAACGACGGAGUGUUAACGCACUUCGUCUUGGACAAUUGAGUUACAUGAUAUGGAAUGUCGCUGGUUGCGCAAUGUACGCUGUCACGCCUGUCAUGCUUCACGUUUACCGACUAAUUCGCAAUGUACCUUCUGACCUCGGCUAUGUUUGGGCAGCCACCUAUCCCUUUGACAAAACCAAGCCUGGAUAUCACGAAUUCAUAUUUGUCUACGAAGCUUUCUCAGGUCUUGUGUCCGUCUGGGGAAUGUUAGGGUCUGAUAUGAUGUUUACGACAAUGGCAAGUAAUAUUACGAUGUUGUUGCGAUUCCUCCAGAUCAAAAUUCGCAAUCUGGGUAUAAACAAGUUAGGUCCCACGCCGGUCUUGACAGACGACAAAUCUACGAACAUCGACUGUUUCGACGAAAUAGUCUCUGUUAUUAAAAUUCACCAACGGCUUAUAAGCUACAAGGACGAUUUAGAAGAAGUCUUUUCAAUGGUGAAUCUCAUCAAUGUGUUGUUAAGUUCUAUUAAUAUCUGCUGCGUUGUCUUCAAUAUAGUGCUUUUAGAGCCGUGGAUGGACAUGAGCAAUAAAUUGUUCCUGGGAGCUGCAUUAACGCAAGUGGGUAUACUUUGCUGGUACGCUGACGACAUAUACAAAGCUAGUAUAGGGGUUGCCGCGGCUGUCUACGAAUGUCGAUGGUAUAGAAGCAACAUUCGCUGCCGAAGACUACUACUUUUGUUGCUUCAAAGGUCACAAAAGCCGCUCUACUUUACUGCGUUGAAAUUUCGAAAUAUAACUAUGAACACAUAUACAUCUAUCCUAACAACGUCUUACUCUUACUUCACUUUACUUUACACCAUGUAUGACAAACAGUGA